Episyrphus balteatus (marmalade hoverfly) is the source of this 2823-nucleotide messenger RNA. Its product is annotated as isoleucine--tRNA ligase, cytoplasmic-like. Bases 1 to 2823 code for a protein of 940 amino acids. The record is from RefSeq and is a predicted model, not a curated record. The transcript has 2 exons. Gene Ontology annotation, biological process: isoleucyl-tRNA aminoacylation. NCBI's taxonomy places the organism in Eukaryota, Metazoa, Arthropoda, Insecta, Diptera, Syrphidae. Gene Ontology annotation, molecular function: aminoacyl-tRNA deacylase activity; isoleucine-tRNA ligase activity; ATP binding.
AUGGCGCAUCACAUGCAAGCCAAUAGUCAAGUAGUUGGUUCUAAAACCCGUCGAGAACAAAAUGACGGCAAGUUCUCGUAUCACAGUAUUCCACUUUGUCCCAGUGGACAUCCUCAUUCUGGACAUAUUUUGAAUAGUUUGAUAAAAGACGUUAUCAAACGUUAUAAUUAUCAAAAGAAUCUACGAGUAGAAAACUCCUUCCGUUGGAAUGAUCAUGGUUUAUCCAUUCAAUAUGAAGUGGACAAGAAUCUAGGAAUUACACUUCCUUGGGAUUCACAAAAAGUUGAUAUUAAACUUUAUAAUGAUCAAUGUAAAGUGUUGGCAGAGGAACACACUGCCAAGUGGAAUUCAAUCUUUGAAAGACUUGGACACUGCUUUGAUUCCACAAAACAAUACAAAACUUCAGACACUAGAUACAUGGAAGGUGUCUGGAAAGUAUUUAAAAAGCUCUAUGAUAAAGGUCUUGUCUACGAAGACUCAAAAACUCUUCCUUACUCAACUGGUUGCCAUACCCAUUUGUCCCAAUUUGAAGCUUAUCAGAACAUAAAAGAAACUUCUGAAAUUGGUUAUACAAUCACCUUGGGCAUGGUUGGUUCUAGUCACAAACUCCUAAUCUGGAGUAGCAAUCCCUUGACUUUAAACUUCAAUUCGCAUUUCUCUGUGAAUCCAAAUGAUUCCUAUGUUAAAGUCAAGGUCAAGGAACAAAUUUGCAUUGUUUCCAAGAAUUCUCUUGAUUUUGUUUUUAAAAAUUCAUCCGAAUAUACUGUCCUUGAGGAAGUGGAAGGUAAAUCAUUUGAAAUGAUUCCUCUAAGUAAUCCACAUAUUCUCAAUACUCGAGAAGUCAAAUAUAAGAAACCGCAUUGCGUUCAGACAGGAACUCCACUCAUCGACAAACGAGUUGAUUCUUGGUUUGUUCGAGUUGAAGGUUUAGCUGAAGAGUUGGUAAAAAACAUCUCGUUGGUCAAUUGGUUCCCAGAGUCCUCAAAAGAGGAUCUAAUAAACUGGCUUAGGGAACACCCUGAAGAUUGGCCUGUCAGUCAAAAUCGAAAUUGGGGUACUCCACUUCCCAUAUGGACAUCAGCAUCAGGUGAUGAAAUUGUUUGUAUUGGAAGUCUCGUAGAACUUAAGACACUAUCAGGAAAGAGAGCUAUAAAGGACUUACAUAGAGAAUCUAUCGAUUUAAUUCGAAUUCCAUCGAAAACUCCUGGAAACCCUGCUCUUCGUAGAAUUGCUGAUGUCUUUGAUGGUUGGUUUGAGUCAAGCGUAUUGCCAUUUAUUUGGAAACGGUCGGAGCAAGCCGACUUGGUUGCGGAAAGCAUCGACCAUAUAAAAGGAUGGUUCUAUACAAUGUUGUUAAUGGCAACUGCUUUGUCAGAGCCUCUACCAUUUCGGAAUGUAUUAGCUCAUGGAAUGACUUUAGAACCAAAUGGAUCAAAGGUGAACAGACGUAAACACAAUCAUAAUGAUCCGAUGAGAUUGUAUGAUAAAUAUGGAGCUGAUGCCUUGAGACUUUAUCUACUAAGUCACUCGGAUUCGAAUUUCAUCGUUGAAGAGGAAGGAGUUGCUCAGAUGACAGAGACAAUCAUUCAACCACUUUAUAGAAUUUUCUAUAAAUGUAUGAGUCAAAUGGGAUCUCCUGAUUGGAUCAACUACGGUUACAUUACAGACUGGACUUAUAGUGAACGAGAUCCUGUUGAUCAAUGGAUUCUAUCUUUAACAGAUUCUCUUUUAAAAACAUACAUCGAAGAAAUGAAUUCAUAUCGAAUCAAUACCAUCCUGCCGAAGGUGAUAGAGUUAAUUAAAACAUUGGAAGAAUGGUACAUUCCAUUACGUUGUCCAGAACCAUUUCGAGGAGAUAAAGAAACUUAUUCAAAUACUUUGUCAAUAGAUCGAAGUACGACAAUGUUGUUUAAUGUGAUUUAUAGAAUAAGUCUAGUUUUAGCUCCAUUUGCUCCAUUCUUGACAGAGUUUAUUUUCCAAAUUCAUAGAAAAUGGAUGGUUUUUUAUCGUCGACCAGAAUCGUUGCAUGGAGCUCAGAUUUUAACGCCUGAUGAACGUCUUAUGAAACCAGAUUUAGAGCUAAAUAUUGAGCGAAUGCAAAAUAUAGUAAAAAUCGUACAGCUUCUUAGGGGGCAAUAUAUGAUUCCUUUUGGAUAUCAGAUCAAAGAAGUUAUUGUUAUUCAUCACAGUGAAGGCUUUCGGCAAGGAAUUGUUUAUGUUAAAGAAUCAUUUAAGAAGUUACUAAAUACACGAGCUAUAGAAGUUUCAGAUGAUUAUCGGCAGUUUGAAGCUACUUUAAAAGUUGAUCUGAAAGAAAGUGCAUUUUCAAAGAAGAAACAAACUAUCUUGAACGAAAUGAACGAAGAAAAAUUGAAUGAACUGAUGAAAGGAGAUUCUGAGGAAGGGAUUAAAUUGGAAAACCUUGAAAUCUCUUAUGAAAUUACAAAGAAAAUCAAUACCAACUAUGUAAUUCAUUCUAGUGGAGAUUUUCUUGUAGUCAUAAAAAUGAACAAGCCAUUAUUUUUCUAUGAAGAAGGAACAAUGAAAGCACUAAUCCAUCAGAUUUGUAAUUUGAAAAAGAAGAAAAACUAUUAUCCAAGUGAUUGUGUUGUUAUUUAUUAUUCAACGGAAGAUGAGUGCCUUAAGAAUGUGAUAGCCAAGCAUGGUAAACAUUUAAAUCAAACUGCUAAUUGUGAUUUAAAAAUGAAGGAUGUAGAUGAGACUGCAAUUAAGGAUGGAAGAUGUCUUGAAGAACUAAUUCUUGUGAAGGGGAGUACCAUCAAAAUGUAUUUAGAUGUUAAAUGUGAAGAAAAUAAAAUUUAA